GAGUCAUGCUUUUAGCAAUUAUGGGCGUGCUCAAUUAGUUAAGUGCCUUUUAUAAAAUAUAAAUGCUCGUAACUAAUUGGCUUGUACUUGUUGCUACGUUUGGUACUUGCCGCUGCCUUGCUGAUAAUGUAUCAACGGUGUUUGGUGUGCGACCGGCAGAUGAAUCGGUGUAUAUCGAUGAAAGCGGGUCUCUCGCCUGCGUCACUGCCACGAAAAUCAAAAUGGUCGUUUUUGGAGUCAAUUUUGACAAUGAUACAAGGGUAGCAUUCAGCCAGACGAAGAAUGCAGAUGGAUCAUGCACAAGGAAACGGGAUAGUCUUCCCAAGAAAUCAAAGGCUAGUAUUACUGAAAUAAGCUUUGAAAUUGAAGAGUACUUUGAAAACCCUGGUGAUUGGUUUCUAUGCAUCGAGAAGAUGGAAGCUACGACUUUUAAACUAUGGCCCAUUGAUUCAAAAUACGUGGGACUUAAAGUGACGUUUGACGGUAAGCCUGGGUGGAUGCUUGGCUUACAAAUAGCCAGUGUUGCCAUUCUUCUGGUUUUGUCCGGGUUAUUCAGUGGACUUAAUCUGGGUCUGAUGGCUCUGAACCCAGACGAGCUCCAAGUGGUGAAAAAUGUCGGAAGUGAAGUCGAGAAAAAGUAUGCAUCACAGAUUUUACCUAUAAGGAAACACGGAAAUUUUCUUCUGUGUACUCUGCUUCUUGGAAAUGUUGUCGUUAAUACGACAGCGACAAUACUGCUGGAUAAUUUGACAGGAAGUGGCUUCGCAGCCGUUUUCGGGUCAGCUGCAGGCAUUGUGGUGUUUGGAGAAAUAGUUCCUCAAUCUGUGUGCACGAGACAUGGAUUGGCGGUGGGCGCUAAGACUAUUUGGCUUACCAAGACCUUCAUGAUUCUGACUGCGGUUAUUUCUUGGCCUCUAAGCAAACUUCUAGAUUGUCUCUUCGGAGAGGAAAUCGGUCAGCGGAACAACAGAGACAAGUUCAUAGAGAUGGCCAAACUCAGUCAACAGAAGGGAGACGAACACUUUGACCCGAACACUGUGGCCAUAAUAGACGGUGCCUUCCAGCUGAAGGAAAAAGUAGUGCGUGAUGUCAUGACGCCAAUCGAGAAAGUGUUCAUGAUUGAUUUCAACGAGAAAUUAACUUUUGAACUGCGCUCUAAGAUUUCAGAAAAUGGGUAUACUAGAAUACCUGUGUACAAGAAAGAGGGUGACACAAGGAAUAUCGUGGGGAUUUUGUUUGUGAAGGACUUGAUCUUCAUUGACCCUGCGGACAAUAUGCCGAUCAAGGCCAUCUGCGAUCACUUCAACCAUCAGCUCAUGUUCACAUAUGAGGAAAUCACACUGGACCAAAUGCUAGCCGAAUUCAAAACAGGGUCUUCUCACAUGGCCAUAGUUCAGAAGCCAGUGAGCGUCGCGGGUAUGGAUCCGUACUACGAGAUCACAGGAGUGGUCACUUUGGAAGACGUGUUCGAAGAGAUGAUAGGAUCCGAGAUCAUAGACGAGACCGACAAAUUCGUGGACAACACGGGACGUCACAGAGCGAACAGGCAUCGAAAAAUGGACUUCAAGGUGUUCAUUAACCAGCCGACUUCAACAAUGUUCCCUCCGCAGCUUAAACUAGCCUGCUUCCAAUACUUACACUCUGAAAUUGAGGGUUUCCGUCCGGCCCUCAUGCAUUCGAGUGUGCUGAAAAAACUGAUGGAGUGCAAUGUCCUCUUUGAGGUCAGAUUAGACAACAUCAGCAAUGCGGCCGACGGGGAACACGUGCUGUACAAGAAGAAUGUACCCUCGGAAUACUUCAUUAUGAUUCUGGAGGGGCGUGCCAUGAUCAGUGUCGGAAGAGAUAAUCUCAAGUUCGAGGCCGGACCAUUCCACUACUUCGGCACCUGUCUGCUAAAUAAAACGGCACUGCCUUCACCCGUAAGAUCGAGGCGUUCUUCGCCUAAAUCCCAAAGGAACUCAAUGGUUCCUGUUAUUACGGAACCGGAAAAGCCGGCGCCUCGCCGAGGCAGGGCUAGCAUCCCGUGGGCGGACUCUUUGCCCUUGUUGUCCCAAGUGGCGCUGACGCGAUCACCCGCGAGGAAAACUAAUUCGGGUCAAAUAGCGACUGGCGAGGAGAGUGGGACGCCAGCUGUGCCUGUUGCGCAAAAAGACGCUUCUUUCAUCCCCGACUUCACAGCCACCGCCACCACGAACCUGAUCGUUUUCAAGAUAAAGCAGAAACAUUACAUGGCCGCUGUAAAAGCUAGUCAUCUGCUAUAUGCACAGUCAGGAGCUGAAAAGACGAGUGCAGCUUCAAACGAAACGAGUCCCGACGACCUGGACUCCAAAACGAACGAGAUCAAAGAAAUGGCGAACGUCGAGCGAAUCUUAAGUGAUGAGUUGAGUAAGGUUGACGCGAAUGACAAACUGAUGAUUCCGAACGCACAGGAUCCGGUCACGAGCUACUCCCAGGAAUCGACGAAUAUGACGAAUAAUAGCGAGACGGUGGGAAAGAACGUGCGAUUUGUAGCUACGGAAGCCAAGCCCAAUAAAACCAGAAAUAGUCGAGGUUCGAUGGAUGAAGAUGAAAGCACGGCUGUCAAAAUUGACGGUAAAGAAGGAAUCAAUGGGAUCGAGGAAAGCAGAGCUUAAAAUUGUUUUUUUUUUGCAAAAAUGAAGCGAAACAGAACAAACUGAACAUCAGAAGUUUGGACUUGUUAAUCUGACUGUUUAAAAAAGCGCAGAAGUUGUUACAUGUAACUUUGUCGACAUGUCAUCUAUAUUCAUUUGCAUAUGAUUUCAAAAAGAUGUAUAUACUUUAAUAAAUAGCAAUUCACCUUAUAGUUGCUUUACGGCGAAAUUGUAGGUAUUGGGUUUUAAUUUUAUCAAGGUUUCAGUUGAAAAAAUAUAUGUUUUCAUCUGAUGCGUAAUUUUGGCCGGUAUAUGUAGUUAAAAUAUACCCUUAAAAGUUGAAUGUUCAUUUUUUGCAAGAUCCGUGCUAAAACAUGGUUGCUAGUCUUAUUUUUAGCAGCUGCUGACUCUUAUAUCACAAAAGUUUGAAACUGGUCUUUAAUUUUUCAUCGCAUUAAGUGCAAAUUUAAUUUUAAUCAAUUUUUUUGAUCAACUGAUUUUUUCAACUGAUUAAAUUGAAGUUUAAAUUUUUAGUUGAUAUAAUAAGUUAUCUCUAUAAUCGAUAUUCGUACCAUUUUUGCAUUUCGAAUUCCAUUCAUAAAUUUUCGCAAAUUCCAGUAGUUUUCCAACUUAGUUUGUAGCUCGAAGGACCCAUCAAUGAUAAUGCAUGUCGCUUACGAACACGAAGUUUAUAGGGCUGUUUUCUUAUAUAAUCCUUUUACAAGCUAGUAUCAAAAAACAGUCCCUCAGCUUUAACGUUUUUGAAUU
Messenger RNA from Symsagittifera roscoffensis, 3380 nucleotides. Its product is annotated as metal transporter CNNM4-like. Gene Ontology annotation, biological process: transport; intracellular manganese ion homeostasis; magnesium ion homeostasis. The record is from RefSeq and is a predicted model, not a curated record. NCBI's taxonomy places the organism in Eukaryota, Metazoa, Xenacoelomorpha, Acoela, Convolutidae. Bases 63 to 2633 code for a protein of 856 amino acids. Gene Ontology annotation, molecular function: transmembrane transporter activity. Gene Ontology annotation, cellular component: cytoplasm; plasma membrane. The transcript has 8 exons.